CCCUUUGAUAAAAGAUCGGAACACGCCGGGUAAGAGAACAGACCGGUGAGGAAAAGAAAAAAGGUUAGCAGGAGUCAAAGUACAUCUAGCAACAUGAGUAAAACCGCCCAAGCGAUCGGUAUAGAUCUUGGAACAACAUAUUCCUGUGUAGGAGUCUUUCAGCAUGGCAAAGUUGAGAUCAUUGCUAACGAUCAAGGGAACAGAACUACACCUAGCUAUGUAGCAUUUACAGACACAGAGAGGUUGAUUGGAGAUGCUGCCAAAAACCAGGUUGCCAUGAAUCCUACCAACACAAUUUUUGAUGCCAAGCGACUCAUUGGUAGGAAAUAUACCGACCCCUCCGUUCAAGCAGAUAUGAAACAUUGGCCAUUCCAUGUUGUCAACAAUGCAUCAAAGCCAAUGAUCCAAGUAGAAUACAAAGGAGAGCAGAAAACAUUCUCUGCUGAAGAAAUAUCAUCUAUGGUCCUGACAAAGAUGAAGGAAACAGCUGAAGCAUAUCUAGGCAAAACAAUUACCAAUGCUGUGGUCACAGUUCCUGCCUACUUCAAUGAUUCACAACGACAGGCUACUAAAGAUGCUGGUACAAUUUCAGGGUUGAAUGUUCUACGUAUUAUCAAUGAACCCACAGCAGCUGCCAUUGCUUAUGGUCUUGACAAGAAAGUUGGAAAUCAAUCGCAAGGAGAGCGCAAUGUCUUGAUCUUUGAUUUGGGAGGAGGAACCUUUGAUGUCUCAAUUCUGACCAUUGAAGAUGGAAUCUUUGAAGUCAAAUCUACAUCAGGAGAUACUCAUUUAGGUGGUGAGGACUUCGAUAACAGGAUGGUGAACCACUUUAUCCAAGAAUUCAAACGAAAACACAAGAAAGACAUUUCUGACAACAAACGAGCUGUUAGACGUCUGAGAACAGCAUGUGAGAGGGCAAAGAGGACCCUUUCAUCAAGCUCUCAGGCCAGUAUUGAGAUUGACUCUCUGUUUGAGGGUAUUGACUUUUACACUAGUAUUACCAGGGCUAGGUUUGAGGAACUGAAUGCCGACUUGUUCAGAGGAACCAUGGAGCCUGUAGAAAAGGCUCUGAGGGAUGCCAAGCUGGACAAGGGACAGAUUCAUGACAUCGUCCUUGUGGGAGGAUCUACUCGUAUUCCAAAAAUCCAGAAACUUCUGCAGGACUUUUUCAAUGGAAAAGAAUUGAACAAAUCCAUCAACCCCGAUGAGGCUGUUGCUUAUGGAGCAGCUGUCCAGGCUGCCAUUUUAUCUGGAGAUAAAUCUGAGGAGGUCCAAGACUUGCUCUUGUUGGACGUCACACCUCUGUCCCUUGGUAUUGAGACCGCUGGAGGUGUGAUGACAAGUCUCAUCAAAAGGAACACUACCAUUCCAACAAAGCAAACGCAAACAUUCACUACGUACUCUGACAACCAGCCAGGUGUGCUCAUCCAAGUGUACGAAGGAGAAAGAGCGAUGACCAAAGACAACAACCUGCUUGGAAAAUUCGAGCUGACUGGUAUUCCUCCGGCACCUCGAGGAGUUCCCCAGAUUGAAGUCACCUUCGAUAUUGAUGCCAAUGGUAUUCUAAAUGUGUCUGCUGUAGAUAAGAGCACAGGCAAAGAGAAUAAGAUCACCAUUACCAAUGACAAAGGACGUCUCAGCAAAGAUGAAAUUGACCGUAUGGUUAGUGACGCUGAGAAAUACAAACAGGAGGAUGAGAAACAGCGUGACAGAAUUGCUGCCAAGAAUGGUCUAGAAAGCUAUGCCUUCAACAUGAAAUCCACAGUUGAUGACGAGAAACUGAAGGACAAAAUCAGUGAAGGUGACAAGAAGACAAUCCUUGACAAAUGUGAUGAAAUUAUUAAGUGGAUGGACCAGAACCAAUUGGCUGAGAAGGAAGAAUUUGAACACAAACAGAAGGAACUGGAGGGAGUUUGCAACCCUAUUAUCACCAAGUUGUAUCAGGCCGCUGGAGGUGCCCCUGAGGGUGGUAUGCCAGGAGGAAUGCCCAACUUCGGAGGUGGUGCCCCAGGUGGUGGUGCAGCUCCAGGUGGCGGUAGCGGCGGUGGACCAACUAUUGAGGAGGUCGAUUAAA
Saccostrea echinata is the source of this 2074-nucleotide messenger RNA. RefSeq names its product heat shock cognate 71 kDa protein. Gene Ontology annotation, biological process: cellular response to unfolded protein; vesicle-mediated transport; protein refolding. The transcript has 7 exons. Gene Ontology annotation, cellular component: plasma membrane; nucleus; cytoplasm. NCBI's taxonomy places the organism in Eukaryota, Metazoa, Mollusca, Bivalvia, Ostreida, Ostreidae. Gene Ontology annotation, molecular function: ATP binding; ATP hydrolysis activity; misfolded protein binding. The coding region runs from base 94 to 2073 and encodes 659 amino acids. The record is from RefSeq and is a predicted model, not a curated record.